Messenger RNA from Gavia stellata (red-throated loon), 2328 nucleotides. RefSeq names its product TLR4 interactor with leucine rich repeats (gene TRIL). Gene Ontology annotation, molecular function: protein binding. NCBI's taxonomy places the organism in Eukaryota, Metazoa, Chordata, Aves, Gaviiformes, Gaviidae. Gene Ontology annotation, cellular component: extracellular matrix. The coding region runs from base 1 to 2328 and encodes 775 amino acids. The transcript has a single exon. The record is from RefSeq and is a predicted model, not a curated record.
AUGGGGGUGCCGCGCCGGGUCUGCCUGAUGGUGCUGCCGCGGGUGCUCUGGGGCUCCGUCCCCCUCUUCCUCCUGCUGCUGCCCGCGGCCGAGCCCAUCUGCCCCGAGCCAUGCGACUGCCAGCAGCACCAGCACCUCCUCUGCACCAACCGGGGCCUGCGCUCAGUGCCCAAGGCUGCCGAGCCCCAGGAUAUCCUCACCUACAGCCUCGGGGGCAACUUCAUCGCCAACAUCUCCGCCUUCGACUUCCACCGCUUGGCAGGACUCCAGCGCCUGGACCUGCAGUACAACCGGAUCCGCUCGCUGCAUCCCAAGGCCUUUGAGCGCCUGGGUCGGCUGGAGGAGCUCUACCUGGGCAACAACCUGCUGCCAGCACUGGCCCCCGGCACCCUCAGCGCCCUGGCCAAGCUGCGCAUCCUCUACGUCAACGCCAACGAGAUCGGCCGCCUCAGCGCUGCCUCCUUCUCCGGACUCAGCAGCCUUGUCAAGCUGCGGCUGGAUGGCAACGAGCUGGGCUCGCUGGGCGACUCCACUUUCUCAGGGCUGCCAAACUUACUCUACCUGCACCUGGAGUCCAAUCGCAUCCGCUGGCUGAGCCGCGGUGCCUUCACUGGCCUGGCUAAGCUGCGCUUCCUCGACCUCUCAGGGAACCAGCAGAGCUCCCUUCGCCACCCGGACAUCUUCGGGCCGCUGCGCUCCCUUCACACCCUGCUGCUAGCCAGCAACAGCCUGCAGCAGCUGACAGGGGGGCUCUUCCAGCACCUACCCGGCUUGGCGAAGCUCUCGCUCAGCGGAAACCGCCUGGCUCACCUGGCCCCGGAUGCCUUCACGGGGCUGGGUUCACUGAAGGAGCUGCGCCUGGAGGGAAACCUGCUGAGCCACCUGCCCGCUGCCCUGCUGGAGCCGCUGAGCAGCCUGGAGGCGCUGGAUCUGAGCCGCAACGCACUGACCGCCCUGCACCCUGCCACCUUUGGCCGCCUCGGCCUCUUGCGGGAGCUCAGCCUGCGAGACAAUGCGCUGGCCACCCUCCCCGGCGACCUGUUUGCCUCCAGCCCGGCUCUCUACCGCCUGGAGCUGGAGGGGAACGCCUGGAGCUGCGACUGCCGCCUCCGCGGCCUCAAGCACUGGCUGGGGGUCUGGCACUCCCAGGGCCGCCUGCUCACCGUCUUCGUGCAGUGCCGCCUGCCGCCCACCCUGGCCGGCAAAUACCUCGACUACCUGCAGGACGCCCAGCUGCCGCCGCCGCAAGACGGCGGCCCCUGCCACGACGGUGCCUCUCCCUCCUCCGCGUCCCCCCCAUCGGCAGCCGAGGAGCAGCGCCGGCCGCCGCCGGCCGCCGAGGGACUCGGCAGCAACAGCAGCGGCGGCGGCGCGGGGCUGCCCCGCGGGCCGCCGGGGCCGCCGCCGUCCGCCUCCACCGCCCGCCUGCUGGGGGCGCCCGAGGGCGCGGCGGGGCCGCCGAGGGCCGCGGCGGAGACGGCCAGCCCCACGCCGCCGCUGCCCGCCCGGCCGGCGGCCUCCGGGCCGGCGCCGCCUAGCGCGGCGUGGCCCCGGCGGGCCGGCAAGCCCCGCUCGGCGCCGGCCGCCGGGGUCCCGCCGCUGGUGUCCGACCCGUGCGACUUCAACAAGCUGUUCCUCUGCAACCUGUCGGUGGAGGCGGUGGGCUCCAGCUCGGUGACGGUGCGCUGGGCUGUGCGGCCGCACCGCAGCCCCCGCCUGCUAGGGCCGGCGCGGUUCCGCCUCCUCUUCGACCGCUUCGGCGCCGCCGUCAAGUUCCAGCGCUUCGUCUACCUGCCGGAGCGCGGGGAGCCGGCCGCCACCCUGCGAGAGCUCCGCCCGGACACGCCCUACCUCGUCUGCGUCGAGAGCGUCCUCGGCGGCCGCGUGUGCCCGGUGGCACCGCGGGACCACUGCGCCGGGCUGGUCACCCUGCCCGAGGGCGGCGCGGCGGCGGGCGGGCCCCGCGGCCCCGACCAGCAGCAGCUCCUUACCCUGGUGCUGCUGGCGGUGAACGCGCUGCUGCUCUUCGCGGGGCUGGCCGCCUGGGCCUCCCGCCUGCUGCGGAAAAAGGUGCUGGGGCGGCGGCGGCGGAAGGCGGCCCCCGUCCACGUCCGGCAGCUCUACUCCACCCGCCGGCCCCUCCGCUCCAUGGGCACCGGCGUCUCCGCCGACUUCUCGGGCUUCCAGUCCCACCGGCCGCCCCGCGGCGCCGCCUGCGCCCUCAGCGAGGCCGACCUGAUCGAGUUCCCCUGCGAGCGCUUCAUGGACAGCGGUGGCGGCGGCGGCCGCCACGGCGACGACCACCUGCUGCAGCGGUUCGCCGAUUGA